GCUGGUUUCUCGCCUUCAGCUGCCUCUCAGUAAAGCCACAUGACCAGGAGGAAUUUUUAGUGACUCUUUCCCUGCUGCUCUGAACAGAGGCGGAAGUGAAGGGCAUCUGAAAGCGUGAGAAGGGGUGUCUGGACAAGGUGCUGAGGAUGGCAGACAGCUCUGAUCUCUGGAUUGGCAGCGCUUAUCUAUUCCUCCAGUCGACAUCUGAGAAGAUUAUCCUGCCCUCUCUUUAUGAAAGCUCCCACCAGAAGUCCAGCGUGUUCAAGGCCCUCAAGUUGGCUUUAGCAGAUUCCACCGGCGGCCUGCACGGCGUCGACAUGCUCAAGGUGCACUGCAGUGAGCCGCACCUGAUUAUCCAGCUUAAAUUCUGCAUGCGAGAGAACUGCCGCAAAUUCCUUCGGAGCUACCGGGCCGGGUUGUUCCGGGAGUCUCUGCAGAAACACCUCCAAGUCACCCUGUCAAUGACAGCCGUACCUGUUCAAGUGGAGCUGAAGGCUGGCAGUGAGCAGCUGGACCACAUGCUGAACGAGGAGGAGCGCUGUUUGGAAUGUAUCUACAACGAAAAGCCCGACCGCCUGAGGGACGAGGAAAUUGCAGAGCUGGAGGAAUCUUUCAGGAGCCUGACUUGUCGACAGGAGAGCAACAACUCAACCCCUUCAAACAACUGCAACUCUUUGAACUCCUCAUCUCUGCCUUAUUGUUCUGGGGGGAGCUCUCUGCCCCCUGGAGCCACCUUCAUCUUUCAGGAACAACAAUUUGCCAACAGAACACUCACGCCAGAUGACCAUCAAAAAUUUGCCAAGCUCGUGUCGAAGAAAUGGAAGCAGGUGGGUAGGUCUUUGCAGAAGAACUGUCGUGCCCUUCGGGAUCCUGUCAUCGACAACUUGGCCCACGAAUAUGACCGAGAGGGAUUGUACGAGCAAGCGUACCAGCUCCUUCUCAAGUUUAUCCAGUCAGAGGGCAAGAGAGCCACGUUACAGAGGCUGAUUGCAGCCCUGGAGGAAAACAGUCUCAUAACCUUAGCAGAGGAACUCCUGGGCCUCCACCCUAGUGAAAACGACAUGUCAUAGACCAGGGAUGGAGAAGCCAGCGGAACUUGGAUCUUGCCCGUUUCAGACAGUUUCCAAGACUCUUGCCAGCAUCCCAGGAAUGCAAAGCUCAGUUAACCACCAUGGUAUCCUACUAGCGGAGAAUGCCCAAGAAAAAGCCGCUGUGCAUUUACAAAGUCAGCCUGGGUACUGAAUUACCACAGCGCUGACAUACUUCAUUGCACAUCGUUGCCAGGAGACGGUGCUGCUUACGGGCUGGGGAGAAUGGCUUCCAACUGGCUCCCGGUCACUACCCCCUGGGGCGACGUGAUGCAAUGCACCUAACAAUGCUACAGCCCAGGCCUAGGGAUUAUGCCAACAUGGUGAAUGUUAAACAGCAACUGUGGUCUCAGGAAAGUCCUUUGGGAAGCAUUCUACAGGUGCUUAGCAAUAAUUCUGCUCAUUGAAUAUAGUACACUCUUGGAGGGGUAUUCCCGCCCCCUUCAUUCUUCACAAAUAAGGACAUUUCAUGUAAACAGUAACUCCUCCACUAAAAAGCUUGUCUGCUCUUUCCUUGCUCUCCCCACCUGAAGGCAUCCUCGUUACUCUAAGAAAGUUUCAAUUCUCCAUGCUGCAAACAGCUGCAAUGGAACAAACUGCAGGUGUAAAUAAGCAGGAAGAGCAGGUGAACUCUUCUUAAAGGUGUACUGCAACGUCAAAACCAACUCAAGGCCCUACCCACGUGCUGAAUGACGCCUCUAAGCGGGACGCAAGGUCCAUUCAUCACAUCACCGGCUCUCUUUAAAAACUGUCCUUGGCGUGGCUAGAGAUGCCCCAGAAUGCAGCACUCUGGGACACCACAUACCAGGAGCGUCAGGACCUGCAUGACAUCUUUCUUUGGCAUGCUGAGAUUCUGAGACAGCCAGGAAUCAGCUGGGCCUGGGGUGCCAGGUUCACAUAUUCUGGAUUUCAAGUGUAAAGUUUGGGAAAGUACAAAAAAAGAGCUAGGGUCAACUUCUGCUCUCUGUUAGAUCAUGACAACCCCACUGGCUUCAGUAGGUGUGCCCAGGCUGCAACAAGAGCAGAAUUUGUGCCUGAGCCCAUAAGGAAAUGCACAGCAACAUAUAAGGGAGCAUAAGCAAUCACGUAUCACGUAAACGUGAUUAUCCAGCUUGCUUUCCUGCGGCAUGUUUCUUGUGGCAUCCUACCUGUGGCAUCCUGGCCGGUUUUUACUUAUCUUUAGGCCUUUCAUUGACUCCAUUUAGCCUCCCCCUCCUUUCAUGAUCAUGGAAUAGCAGAUAGUCCAUGGGGGUCAUUUCAGAUUUGGGGGGAGGGUGGAUCUGCCAGUGUGUGUACUCAUGUAAAGUUGCUUGUUCUACCUCUCAAGGGCAGUGGUUCGCCAAUGGGCAAGAGCGGAUGUCCUUUUAAACCAAAUAAUGUUUUAUCCUAUUCCUAUAAGCACUUCUGUAACCUUUGGCUGAGACAAAGAAAUUCCCUGAUAAGGAAGAGCUCAGGCCUGGGAUCCAGAUGUAGGUUCAAGUCAGAGUUCACAGGAAUACCACUCCCCACCCGCUAGAAUGAUACUGUGUUUGUCCCGGUGGUAUCCGAGUGCCUAGAACAAACUGAGCCUGACCAUUCAAUUGGAACCUGAGACAGUUUGCCUUUGGAUCUGAUUCCAAAUCCCCAAGGUCAUGUGUGUUCACGUGCAGGGUCUGUUAAUCCCAAAGAGGAUAUAUGACAUAUAAAAUUUGAAUAUGGGAUUUUAGGGUACGAUGCUGCUCCCAUUAUUUUGCAAUUGGCUUCAAAGAGAGCAGGAUUGGAACCUCAUUUUGGGCCCGUCUCCACUAAGUCAGUCAACAUUCCUGCUGGUCCCCCUUUUUUUUUUAAAUAUCUAUUUUGCAAUUGCAUUUUACAGUAAUGGUUCUUAGAAUACGAGAUGAUAUGCAUGCUGUCCUGUCACUUUUUAAUCCAACAUUCCUACGCUAUUAGUCUGUAGUCUAACUUAACUGCAUGCCCAGUCUUCUACUCAGAUCAUCGCUAGCCACCCUGGGGAGAAAAACCUGCCAACACUCUGCAGUCAAAAAUCGACCAUUCUAUUCCUCAGAGUCUGCCUUAAAGUCUUAAAUUGCUGUUGCCAUUUUACAUCCGUGGAUGGAGCACGCAUGAAUUUACCAACCCUAUGCUAUUUAUUCCUCUGCCAGUGCUAGUCAUGUUUGUUCCCUCUUACUCACAGAUUUCCUCUCAAAAGUGCAUUAAGUGUUCGAGUUCUUGGCAGCGCAUAUACGAUAACAUCAUUUUUAAUAGCAUUCACAGGUGUCCUCUUUCAGAGAGGUGAAGUAAGAGGGUUUUCCAGUGGCAUGACAUAAUGGUGCUGUCAGGAUUAUGCACAGUGGGUUAGGAUCACUGGGAAUGGCUGUAUGUCCUAGCAUCUUUUCAUCAAUCAUUCCUUCUAGAAUCAGCUGCCAUGCCCUAGAUAUGGUGAAUUCUGGCCUCAAACCAACACCUGCUUAACCUCCUAUCCCACAGCUGUUCUGACCAUGUGACUUUUAGUAUCAUCUAGCACUUUAAGCCAAAUUCAGACCUAGUGUCAGCAGGUGUAACUAUCAUGGAAGUCUCUGGGACAAAUUCAGCAUGUGAUGUAAUGGUACAGAGUAAGCUGCAUUAAUUUGGCAUUGAAUAGCGGUCCAGUUCUGCUCUCACCUCUGUUCUAUACCCGUGUGACUUCUCUGAAGUCUGUGGAAUUACUCCUGAUUUACACAGAUGUGCCAAAAGAGUGUAACUGACACAAUGAAGGGGAAGAAGAGGAGGUGGCAGAAGGAAAAGAAAUUAACAAAAAUGUGUAGAAUACAAGAGUGGGGCUGCUUUACCUCACUCUACAGUAUGAUGAGUGGAACUGGAGGAAGAGGGUCAGGUUUCAGGAGGGACCUAGUUUGGUGAGGCUCCAGGGCAUCAGCCAUAUAAGCUGGGACCAGGCUCCUAUACACACACACAGUAGAUCCUCAGCAUGCAAGGCUGGCCUGUCAGCAAAGGUAGUAAAGUUCUGUUUCCUGUAACUCUGCCUGUCUGCCAUGUCACUUAUUGCUAAUGAGGCACACAUCUUCCUGCAAGUUGUUUUUCCUGGUUAACUUCCUUCUUCUCCUUUGGUGUGGUAGGUACACACAUUUUUUUGCACACACUUAAAUACCAAAUAGGCACAAGUGGGAUGCUUCUUUACCACUUACACCAGUCAUCUAAUGCCCACUUGUGCAGUGUACACCAUGGUUUGCAUCACUACUGAAUUUUUCUCUGCACCUUGACACUGGUCCUAUAUCAAUGGGAAUCUGUGAAGACAUACCUGUGGUUUCCUUCAAGGUCAAACGUGCUAUUAUUUUGAAUGCCACAGAAUGUUAAACAAAUAAAUCAGUUACACAAAAACAAAAUAAAUGGGCAAAAUAUUAAGCAAACAACAGAGAUGAGGCCAAAGUAAAUUCACAGGGGAAACUCCAAUAGGGCUUUUUUUUGUGAUACAGAUUGUUUUUGUAGUGUUUGCAAUGUCUCAGAUUUGAAACAGGCUCUUUUCAGUCUGGCAGAGGGAAGAAGAGAUUGAUCCAAACAGGGCUUUAAAUGCCUUGUUUUGGCAUAGCUGAGCGAAAGCGUUUACAUGGCUGUUAAAAGAGGAGGAUGAAGUUUUAAAUGGCCACCACGUCCACUUUGGCAUAAAAACAUAACUAGAUUUAUAUGCAGUGUUGUUGUAGCCAUGUGGGUCUCAGGAUAUUGGACAAGGAGGGUGAGGUAAUAUCUUUCAUUGAUAUUACCUCACCCUCUUGUCUAAACUAGAUUUAUGACUUAAGUAAAUCCAACUUUGUUUAAAGGUGUAAUGAAAGAGGAUAUCAAUUGGAGAGACAAGGUGGAUGAGGUAAUAUCUUUUACUGGACCUGCUCCUGGUGAAAGAGACAAGCUUUCAAGCUUACAGAGAUCUGAAAAAGAGCUUAAUGUAAGCUCAAAAGAUUGUCUCUCUAAUGUUCUGGGACCUACACAGCUACAACACCACUGCAAAUAUCAAAUUGGUCAUCAGAGGUGUGAUUUUCAGAAAUCAGUGAGAGUUUGGCAUUCAACAGUGCUGAAAAAAUCACACCCUAGAUUAAUUCUUCCACUUGAAGGAGAACUGACACUACGGUGGAUGCUUUAGAAACCAUGGUAGAUGACAGAAAGAUACCCCAUUCCAGCUUCAGUCCAAACCCAUGCCACAUACUCAUGAUGGACUGAUUUAUAAUCCAAGAGCUGCGAACAAUUCCAAGAAUAAUGAAAAGUUUUCAGUAUUGCCAGUCACAAGUGUUCAGAAAUCAUGAGAUUUAAAAAAUAAUAAAUUUGGAGUUCUUUUUAUUUGCUAUCUGGUAUGUGCAUUUUUAGGGUUUUACAUUUUCAACCUUAUCUCUGCAGUCAUGAGGGCUAGAAACUUAAGGUUUGGAGGGUUUGGUUUUUUUUAAUGUAUGCUGAAAUUCUGGUAUAGUCACAUGAUUCCGGGGGCUGGGGCUUUAAGAAAAACACCAAUAUGAGAUUUGUGACAAAAAUGAGAGAGUUGGCAACACUGGGUUUUAUAGCCAGGGAGUCUCAGAACCAUGUCAAAAUAACCCAGAAGUCAGAGAAAAACAUGGCUGAGAACAAGACAUAUCUUGCACCGUUACUGAGAGGUAGGGUUAGAGUUGCAGGCUUAUUCAAACAAUAAAAAUCAAAAUGCUCAGAUUUUGAGCUACCAAGAGCUGAGGCCCUGUUAGAAAGAGAUGAGGGGAUGAUCUCUUAGACAUUACCUGCGCCUCUCGCCUCAGCAUUAGGCGACAGAAAUUGGAAGGGUCACCUUGAGAUGCCGUGGGCCUCCUUGCUAGGAUGGACAAGUCUUUCUCCAGCUUCAAAGGGGAGCCCAGAAUAUUUGAGCCUCAAUCCCCACCCCAUCCACACCCUCACACACAUUUCACUUAAAAUCUGAAUAAAAAACAUAGAUACCAUGCACGUGGCAAUGAAAAGCAUUUGAAUGCUCUCAAACCGCUUGUUUACUUGGAUUAGAAACUCUCUUACAAAAAGAAAAGGAGGACUUGUGGCACCUUAGAGACUAACAAAUUUAUUUGAGCAUAAGCUUUCGUGAGCUACAUCCGAUGAAGUGAGCUGUAGCUCACGAAAGCUUAUGCUCAAAUAAAUUUUAGUCUCUGAGGUGCCACAAGUCCUCCUUUUCUUUUCGCGAAUACAGACUAACACGGCUGCUACUCUGAAACCUCUCUUAUAAAAAUGUGUCUUUGAAAGGAUCAUAAUGUUUUGUGCCUCAAGCCACUGAGACAUUAGAAAGACACUGGAAAGGGAAAGAACAGGGUUUCUUCACCACGAGCCAGGCCCUCAGAGGUUAUGACUUCAGUGGAGCUACUGCUUUAGGAUCUGGCCCUGUGUCUUUUGUUUAAAAAUGGGCCCAAAUUUUGGGUAAGUUCAGGUCUGAAUCCAAGCUUUGUAGGUUUUCCCUGUCUCUACUAAGGGCUAAACCAUGGUUGAGGUUUCCAAGCCAACUAGGGGAAUGAGCCACGCAACAGUUAGUCAUUUCAAUAAGAGCUGUGUGGCUCAAUCCCCUAGUCAGGUUUGAAAAUCUCAAGCUGAAACUCCAGCUAUGGACUCCCUGGAAGUUCAGCUCCAGAUCAACAGUUUGCAGCUCCAGUGCUGAGGGAUUUCAGCGCUGGAGCAUGUGCACCCAAUUUACAGCAUUUAACCUCAAUAGUAUUUGUCUUUUAUAUCAGAAAGCAUUUUGUUCUGUUUUUUCUGACUUCUUCUAUAAAGAAACAUGUAUUUUUGGUGAAUAUUGAUAUAUCAGAUCAUAUUUUUACAAUGUCUUUAGAAAGCGAAAUAAAUUAGUUUGGCUUUCUUUGCCUCA
Chelonia mydas (Green sea turtle) is the source of this 6915-nucleotide messenger RNA. RefSeq names its product TNFRSF1A associated via death domain (gene TRADD). The record is from RefSeq and is a predicted model, not a curated record. The coding region runs from base 147 to 1070 and encodes 307 amino acids. Lineage: Eukaryota; Metazoa; Chordata; Testudines; Cheloniidae. The transcript has 5 exons. Gene Ontology annotation, cellular component: tumor necrosis factor receptor superfamily complex. Gene Ontology annotation, biological process: positive regulation of canonical NF-kappaB signal transduction; extrinsic apoptotic signaling pathway. Gene Ontology annotation, molecular function: transmembrane receptor protein tyrosine kinase adaptor activity.